ACAAAAUAAACAGAGCAGAAAAACGAUAAAAAUAGUUGCAUGGAAAUUACCUUGAAACCGAAACAAGAAGAAAUUAAAUUCUCUACUUCUGACACAUUAAAUGAGAAAAUAGACUGGACAGAAUCAUGGAUAGCCCAGCAGACGAGUUACGUGAUUUUUCUCUCCGCCUGUCAUAUGUUCUGGAUUUUAUAGGAGUGAAUGAGACGACAGUUAUGAUGAGGAGAAGAACGGGACUUAUAUUGGAAAGUCUAGGUACACUGCAACCUUAUGUCAUCAAUGAUGGUAAUUCCACAACAUUUAAAUUUGGUAGUCAAACAGAAGGAACUACUACAUUAGGACUUAAUUCUGAUUGUGAUACAUUAAUGUGCGACAACAGGUACAAUAUAAUACAAGUCUCGGGUCAAUGGGAGCAAGGUAAAAGAAACUUAAUGAUGCUUCGGGACAAUGUAGCACCAGGUUAUUGUAGACUUCAGUUGUUUAAGUCAGAUAUUCCUGAAGCAUGUGAAGAUUUACCUGAUGAUAACUUUGAAUAUGAUGAUGAAGGACGAGUUCUGAUGAAAAAUACUCGUGUCUGUAGUCUUCUUCCGGGAGAAAUACGACAUGGUCCGUCUUCAUCAAAUAAAAAUUUAAACAUGGAUCUUUUGAUUGGAUUCCCAUGUAAGAGCUGGCCAACGGAAGCUCUACCAUGGGUAACAAGAACUACGGAAGACCAAUGGCCUGGUAGGAAUCUCAAGUGUUUUGCUGUAAACAGUGGAUGUUUUGUCGUGCCUACUGGACACUGCUUGAGUGAAACUGAAAGACUAGAAUGGAGAAUAUCUACGUCUAUAGCAGAACGCUGCCUGAUGUUCAACAUGAAUAUUACACAGAUCAGAUGUUACGUUGUUCUAAAAAUGCUAAUGAAAAAAAUUCUAAAGGGAACUGUGACAAGCUAUCAAUGUAAAACUGUUUUAAUGCAUUUAGUUGAAAUAACAAACUCGGAACUAUGGAGAGAGGAAACUCUUAUUUCUUGUAUUAUAAUGAGUUUGCGACUUCUGCAAUUAUGCGUACUCAUAAAUAUUUGUCCGCAUUAUUUCAUUCCAGAAAAUAAUUUACUAGAUGGGCGAUUGAAUCUAGAAACGAGACAAAAUAUAGUGUUCAUAAUAGGAAAUAUAAUUGACAAUAUCCGUACCAAAAUAUUAGGUAUAAACAUAGAUGAUAUAGGUGAUCGGCUUAAUGCGGCUUAUUUUAUGUCUCCAAAAGAUGUUCGUCAGCGUGUAUACAGGGAGCUACAAUCUGAAUUGUAUUGCAACACUCAUGUAUCAUUUCUUCAAAUAGUAAAAGAUUCAGAUAAUCAUACUCAUAUUAUGAAUUGUGAUGAUAUGAAAGAUCGUAUUCGGAAGGUGUUGAAAUUCCGCCAGAACGGCAGCUGUUCUGAACGUGCUGCAGCCGAAAUGUUAACACCUUUACUAUGUACCACAUUAGGUACAAUGUUAGCAUCUGCUGACAUAUCACGUGGUCGGUGUAUUUCUGCAAAAUCAUUACAAUGGCUGUCGUUCGGUAUUGACUCUGAUGUUGCAUCCGGGCGUCUGAAACUAGCGUCUGUUUUAUUCUGUUCUGGAUGUGUAGGCAAGGCGUCAAUGAUUCUUAAUGAUGUGGAAGAAAGGUACGAUACAAGAGUUACUGUACCGAUAUGUUUUUGCAUGGGCACAUUUACUCGUCGUACCACAAGCAGCAGCGCAAUGUUUUCAGAAAACUGUUUCUUAUAUUAUGAUAACAAAACUACACUGAAUAUAAAUGUUGCCUUCGGGGUUGUAUUUACCAGAAAGGAGAUACAUUGUGUUCCCAAGGGUCUGAAGCAUGAAAUGUUCAGAUGUACUAAGGAAGAACGCCGGACCAGAAAUAAUGCCUUAGACUACUGGACAGAUUGGGCGGUUGUUGAUUCACUUCCAUACCUAUACUACCUACAGUAUAUGACAUAUAGAAGACUUGACAAUCGCGCUGGUCAGCAGAGAGCUCUAGGCAGACUGAUUCAUACGAUUGAUACAGAACCCAGCCUCUUCCACAGGGAAACAGCACUGAAUUUACUAGGUCAGUGUAUGGAGAUUGAGGAUAGAAUAAUGGACGCACUGACUUGUUACAGAAGGUCACUGAGCUGGAGAACCACCCAUAACGUCGCCAGAUGGCAUAUUGUUAAGCUGCUAUAUAGAUUUAUGUAAAAUUACAUUGUAUCCAGUAGCAUUAAAUUUUCUAUUCUGCUGAAUUAUUUUAUAAGCAGAAAUGAAUAUCAUGUGCACUUAACUGAAUUUGAGUACUAUCGUGAAAAGUAUUUGAUCUAAAAGAUCUCCUUACGAAAUUCUUUUACUUGAUUGGGGCAUUUGUAAGGUAAUGACAAACAAAUGCAAUAAGUUUACAGCCAUAGUUCUAAUGAAUAUCUUUUAAUUGAUAAAAAGAUCCUGUGGAAGCAUGGAACGCAAACAAGCAAUACAAUGUAAACUAUAAACUUUGCACAAUGUAUAUCAUUUUGAUAUUUUCUAAACUGUAUAUUUUGCGAUCUUUGAUUUUCAUAAACUUAAACACUGAAUGUAUUUUAAUAAAGCAAGAAUUAGA
This is a messenger RNA of Mercenaria mercenaria, 2586 nucleotides long. RefSeq lists its product as uncharacterized. The transcript has 2 exons. Bases 126 to 2195 code for a protein of 689 amino acids. Lineage: Eukaryota; Metazoa; Mollusca; Bivalvia; Venerida; Veneridae. The record is from RefSeq and is a predicted model, not a curated record.